Molecule: messenger RNA, 536 nt
Organism: Cricetulus griseus (Chinese hamster)
Lineage: Eukaryota; Metazoa; Chordata; Mammalia; Rodentia; Cricetidae
Source: RefSeq, a predicted model, not a curated record
CUUAGCUUGAAAAAGCAGCAGUUAUUGCUUAUUCCGCCAUAAUGUCUGGCCGCGGCAAGCAAGGAGGCAAGGCCCGCGCCAAGGCCAAGUCGCGGUCGUCCCGCGCCGGGCUGCAGUUCCCGGUGGGGCGCGUGCACCGGCUGCUGCGCAAGGGCAACUACGCGGAGCGCGUGGGCGCCGGCGCGCCCGUGUACAUGGCGGCCGUGCUGGAGUACCUGACGGCCGAAAUCCUGGAGCUGGCGGGCAACGCGGCCCGCGACAACAAGAAGACGCGCAUCAUCCCGCGCCACCUGCAGCUGGCCAUCCGCAACGACGAGGAGCUCAACAAGCUGCUGGGCAAAGUGACGAUCGCGCAGGGCGGCGUCCUGCCCAACAUCCAGGCCGUGCUGCUGCCCAAGAAGACCGAGAGCCACCAUAAGGCCAAGGGCAAGUGAGGCCGCCGCUCGGGCCCGCGUCUCGGGGGGGACGUUCGCGAACUCAAAGGCUCUUUUCAGAGCCACCCACUGGUUCAGAUUAUAAAGAGUUGUGUCACGAUG